AUGAACUCUAGAAUGAGAUCUUUGCUCCUCGCUCUCGUGUGCCUUGUGACUUUCACGCCCGGCGCCGUCCUCGCGAAUUGGCAGUGCCCGACAUUCGACGAGGACGCGCUCAUGGAAACGCUCAUGGUUUGCGUGCAAGAUCCCGAUGGUCUGUGUGGAAGCACUUGCGUCGGCGCGCUCGUUUCUGGUGCUCUAUCAGUGGCGGACGAAAUUCCAAUUCCGUGCGAAGGAGGCAUCUCCGGCGUUCUCGAGAACGUCUUCAAGCGCUGUACCGAGGAAAAUGGCGGGACGUUCGAUCCCUGCGACGGCGCCGUGGAGCAGCAGCUCCGAGACAACGCGCAGUCGGUCCGCUGCGUCGAGGGCGGAUAUCUUUCGGAUUACCUCUGA
Ostreococcus tauri is the source of this 387-nucleotide messenger RNA. Its product is annotated as unnamed product. The transcript has a single exon. The record is from RefSeq and is a predicted model, not a curated record. The coding region runs from base 1 to 387 and encodes 128 amino acids. NCBI's taxonomy places the organism in Eukaryota, Viridiplantae, Chlorophyta, Mamiellophyceae, Mamiellales, Bathycoccaceae.